CCAUUGGCGGCGCUCGCGUCACCGCCCCGUGUGACGUCACCCGCCCCGCGCCGCAGCCGCCGCCAUGGGCAAGAGCCGCGGCGGGGCCGCCAAGGCCGGCAGCGUGUUCCGCAUCGCCCGCAGCGGCGUCCUCAGGGCCAAGGCCAAGGGCAAGGCGCGGCCCGUUACCUCCGGCCUCAAGCAGAUAAAUAUUAAAAAUGCUGAAAAAGUUAGCACACUAAAUAAAGCAUUUGCUGAAGUUCAGAAAGAAAUCCAGCAGCUAUCAAAAGGUACCACAGCAGAACCUCAGAAGACUCAGCAGGUUUCCACAAAUGUGGAAGAGGAACCAGCAAAUGUGGAUGCUGCCACAAACCUGUUAUCUCAGUUGUAGUGCAAAAUGGACAAUGAAGGGGUUGCAAGAAGUGAAAGACCACACAUACUGAUGGCUUUGUUUGCACAAUUUUAUUAAAAAAAUCUUGUUAAUAUACAA
Molecule: messenger RNA, 469 nt
Organism: Prinia subflava (tawny-flanked prinia)
Lineage: Eukaryota; Metazoa; Chordata; Aves; Passeriformes; Cisticolidae
Gene: RBIS
Product: ribosomal biogenesis factor
Exons: 3
Coding region: 65-370 (101 amino acids)
Biological process (GO): ribosome biogenesis
Cellular component (GO): nucleolus
Source: RefSeq, a predicted model, not a curated record